ACAAAACAAGCGACAGCGGUUCCGUUCUUGGUCCUGUAGUCCUUGAUAUUCGGCGGUUUUGGGGAAACUUUUUGUCCUCACGAUGUCUCAACAGGAAGGCUAUUCACCCAGUUUCAAGCGACCAGCUGAAAUAAUGCGAAUGAGGAGGAAAAGAACUCGCAGCGACGCCAGUGUCUUCUCCAGCCCCAGCGCACCCGGACAAAGCGGCUCUCCGCGGGCGUGCGUCAGGCCCUUCUCCCCGGGACCGCUUUUCAACAACCAGAACCCCUCCGGACGAGGGACGAAGCGCAGAAACCCUUUCGCCAACAUCGAGAAUACCUUCAGCCCCAAGAAGAAGUUUCUCAUUUACAACGACGACGGGAGUGGGGAAGCUGCGGACAGUUCAAGGCGAAGGAGCGAAGACGAGGGAGAGGAGGAGGAAAAGGAGGAGGACAUGUCAGCGGCGAAGGAGCGCCACGCGGGGGCAACGGUGGCCUUCAGGGACCGGUUGGCCGAGGCGGAACUACAGGAGCACCAAGACAUCAACAGCAAGAAGUGUCUGACUUUCUCUGAGGACGACUCUCUCUUUGAAGAAGAAGAAGAUGAUGUCGGCAGCCUGCUGCUGAAGAGUCCGCAGGCCAUUGCUCCGGCCUCCAUAGCUCCCCCCGUGUGCACAGAGUAUCCAGCGGACUGGAGCCUGAAGACCCGCCUCCUCUUCACCUCCCCGCUCACCCUGUCGUGGGCCGAGCAGCCCAAAGCCCAGGAGGAGGCUUCGGGGCUCAGUCGUCACUGCAGAGCUCAGUUCAGCACUCUGCCUCACAGCCUGCAGGACCCCAGGUCUUGCUCUGAGCUCCGUCAGGCCUUCCAGCAGAGUCUGGUGUACUGGCAGCACCCCUCCCUGCCCUGGAUCCCCCUGUUUCCCAGGAUCAACGCGGAGAGAAGCUUCGCUGGGAGGAGUGCCCCGUGGGCACAAGACCGAGCCCUGCAGCAGAGUCUCAUGAGUGAAUGGUCAGUCAGCCUGUCGUCUCUCUACAGUCUAUUGAAGGCCAGACUGUGUCCUUACUUCUAUCUCUGCUCCUAUCAAUUUACAGUGCUAUUCAGGGCAGCCGGUCUCGGGGGCUCCAGCAGCAUCACUGCCGCCAUUUCUCCUACGACCCGGGGUCUCCGAGAGGCAAUGAAGGCUGACGGCAUUGAGUUCAGCCUCCCUCUAGUGGAAGAGAGGAGGAGGAGCAGGGAGCAGCAGAACCUGACCGUGCAGGAGGGAGACGAGGAAGACCAGGAGUGUUCUGAGCUGAAAGAGGGCAAGGAGACUCAGACAGGGGACGAAGGAGAGAACGACGACGAAGAAGGCAGCUUUUCCUGGCUCAAGGAGAUGGGCAUCCAGGACAAAAUCAAGAAGCCAGACAGCAUCACCAUGCAACUCCGUAAGGAAGGGCAGACCGUGUCUCUGGACCACAAGCCGGAGUCCAUGGUGUGUGUGGAGGGACCGCACACCUUCACCCUCAUCAACUUCCUCAUCAACUGUAAGAGCCUGGUGGCUUCAACGGGUUCCCAGGCGGGGCUCCCCCCAACACUGCUGGCCCCCAGGGCGUUUAGAGGAGCCACGAUGCAGACACUGAAGGCCCGCAGUGUAAACGUGAAGAGCCAGGUUGGUUCCACCUACCAGGACAUCAGCAGUCUGGAGAUGACAGGACCCAUCCUCCCAUCCUCCCUCCACACUAUUACCACCCUCCUUCGGCCUGCGCAGAAAGGGAACUUCUCAGCUUCUCUUUACACUCACACGCCUACUGCUGUCAUGAACACACACACCACCCAGCCACAGUGUGCCGGUGGCUCGGUGGACCUGUCCAGCUGUGGCCUCCAUCCUUCCUCCAUCCAGCAGCUUCAGCAGCCCUCUAGCCUCGGCAAGACGGCUCUGACUCACAUCAACAUGAGCAACUACAGCUACAUGUGGAAGAACUGACUGAGGGGCGGUGUUUUCCAACAGCUCUCUAACAACUGCACGUUCUGUUCUGCUCUGGGUCAGAGCUGCACUGCCACUGGUGGCCACUUGGUUUUAAAACUCAAAAGAGAGGCCGCUAAGAGGACACAUGCGUCUUAACCAAUACUCAAUUGAGUGUCUUGUAACAAUCAUAUUCUUCAGAAUUCGUUUUUAAUUGUGAUAUGCGCAUCAUUACAGAGCUAAUGUGUACGUUUUGUUUUUCUUUUGUCAUAUUAAAGAACUGCGGCACUGUCACAUCUGACAGAAACAAAGAAAUUAAUACCGUGUCUAGAAUUUAAGGGUUGAUAAAUUCCAUAUCAG
Molecule: messenger RNA, 2281 nt
Organism: Gasterosteus aculeatus aculeatus (three-spined stickleback)
Lineage: Eukaryota; Metazoa; Chordata; Actinopteri; Perciformes; Gasterosteidae
Gene: donson
Product: DNA replication fork stabilization factor DONSON
Biological process (GO): nuclear DNA replication
Cellular component (GO): nucleus
Source: RefSeq, a predicted model, not a curated record